UUUGAAUUAGCAGAAUCUUGAAAUUUUAUUGCUUUCUUAUGUGAAACCAACAUUCAUUCAUAUAUAUAAAUAUAUAAAUAUUCCUCCCUUCUCGGGAGGAGUUGCUAUACACCUCCGAAGCCGCUGGGAUCUGUCUGAUUCCUUUGUCAGCGGCUGCCCUUUCCCUUUUUAAGCAUAUGCGUUGAAACAUGGAAACGGUCAUGAUUCACACAUUUAUGAUGUAUAUGUACUAUUAAUUAAUAUGCAUGUCUUCAUUUGAGACUGUUCAUUGACAAGCAUUGGAUGAUUUACACUUCUUUAAGGAAGGGGGAGAGAUGGGGAGUCUGUGGAGAGUGUUUUGUGGCGAAAACGACUGUGCAGGCAGAGGAGGAGACCAAACCGGAGUAUCUUGUAGUGCAGAUUUGAGUUUUGUGACACAACCUUCUUCCUGCAGCAACCAUGUCUUGAUAAUCUGUUUUGAUGUUUUGCUCCUGGUGAUGUUCUGCUUCACCGUGUUUUUCAAGAGACCGAUCAAAUCCUCGCGUGUGGCUGCAUCUUUUCGGUCAAAUUUGCAGCUAGCAUCAGCAGUUUAUAAUGGUUUUCUAGGAUUGGCCUAUCUGUGUUUUGGAGUCUGGAUUUUGGAAGAGAAGUUGCGAAAAUCGGAUUCUGUUUUACCCCUGCAUUGGUGGGUGCUAUACUUGUUCCAUGGAUUAGUAUGGCUGCUGCUGGGGUUAGCCAUUAGCCUCAGGGGGCAUCGUUUUUCAAGAACUCCGUUGAGGCUGUUAUCCGGUCUUGCUUUCCUCUUCGCUGCAAUCACAUGUGGAAUAUCGGUUUUCACUGCCAUUCUUCGUAAAGAGAUGUCAGUUAAGAUCAUUUUAGACAUUUUAUCAUUUGUUGGAUCGAGUAUGUUGAUCUUGUGCGUGUACAAAGGUUACCGCUAUCAAGAGGAUGAUGAUGAUGGCGAGAAUGGUGUUAGUGAUCCGUUGCUCGGUGUUGUUGCCAAUGGCAGCGGUAAAACAUCAUCUCGUGGAGACGUGACGCCCUUUGCAGAAGCUAGUUUCUUGAACAAGCUUACCUUUUGGUGGCUGAAUCCAUUGAUGAAGAGAGGGAAGGAGAAGACGCUCGAGGAUGAAGAUAUGCCCAAGCUUCGUGAGGAUGACCGGGCAGAGUCGUGCUACUUGCUUUUUUCGGAGAUAUACAACAAGCAGAAAGAGUCUAGUCGCUCCGCCCCUCCCUCCAUCUUGAAGAUCAUUCUGCUGUGCCAUUGGAAAGAGAUCAUUGUGUCGGGGUUGUAUGCGUGCUUGAAGGUGGUCGCGCUCUCUCUUGGUCCUGUGCUCCUCAAAGCCUUCAUCAACGUUGCAGAAGGCAAUGCUAAAUCCGAGUACGAGAAAUACGUGCUGGUUGCAGCACUUUUCUUAACUAAGACGACUGAAACUUUAGCGCAACGACAGUGGUACUUUAAAUCCAGGCUAGUCGGUCUUAAGCUGAGAUCGUUACUCACUGCAGCUGUCUAUCAGAAACAAUUAAAACUAUCCAACGCUGCUCGGCUGACUCAUUCCAGCGGUGAGAUAAUGAGCUAUGUAACGGUUGAUGCUUACAGAAUUGGAGAGUUCCCUUUCUGGUUCCAUCAGAUAUGGACCACGUCUCUCCAGCUCUGCCUCGCAGUCAUCAUCCUCUUCGAUGCUGUUGGACUAGCAACAUUCGCGUCUAUAGUUGUCAUCCUUCUAUCUGUUCUGUGCAACAUGCCUCUUGCAAAAUUGCAGCAUAAGUUCCAGUCGAGGAUGAUGGUGGCGCAGGACGGGAGGUUGAAGGCCAUGAGCGAGGCUCUAGUGAAUAUGAAGGUGCUGAAGCUAUACGCGUGGGAGACUCAUUUCAGGCACGUCGUAGAGAAUCUGAGAAAGAUCGAAGAAAAAUGCCUGACAGCUGUUCAGCUGCGUAAAGCAUACAAUUCCUACCUUUUCUGGUCUUCUCCUGUUUUAGUCUCUGCAGCUACCUUUGGUGCAUGCUAUGUCCUUGGCGUCCCGUUGUCUUCUAGCAAUGUCUUCACAUUUGUGGCAACGCUGCGCCUCGUUCAGGAUCCCAUCAGAACGAUCCCUGAUGUUCUUGCGGUGUUCAUCCAAGCUAACGUCGCAUUUGCCAGGCUAGUGAAGUUUCUAGAGGCACCUGAGCUGGAAGCUGCGAAUGUCCGGGCUAAGUCUCGAGCUAAUGGUGAGGUUUCCAGUGUUUGUUUCAAAUCGGCUGAUCUGUCGUGGGAUGAGGAUCCUUUGAAGCCAACGCUUCGUAACAUCAACUUGGAAGUUAAACAAGGUGAAAAGAUUGCUAUAUGUGGAGAAGUGGGCUCCGGCAAGUCCACCCUUCUCGCUGCAGUUCUUCGCGAGGUUCCAAUAACCCGAGGAACGGUUCAAGUACAAGGAUCCAUUGCCUAUGUCUCACAAUCAGCAUGGAUACAGACGGGGAGUAUCCGAGAGAACAUUCUUUUCGGGUCAGCCAUGGACAGCAAGAGAUAUCAAGAUACGUUGGAGAGAUGUUCGCUCGUGAAGGAUCUUGAGCUGCUGCCUUAUGGUGAUCUCACUGAGAUAGGGGAGAGAGGUAUUAACCUCAGUGGUGGGCAGAAACAGAGGAUCCAGCUUGCUCGUGCUCUCUACAAGAAUGCCGAUGUUUAUCUCCUGGACGACCCCUUCAGCGCUGUUGAUGCACACACUGCCACGAGCCUGUUUAACGAAUACAUCGUGGGCGCCCUCUCGGGGAAGACAGUUUUACUCGUGACUCAUCAAGUCGAUUUUCUUCCAGCAUUUGAUUCUGUUUUGUUGAUGUCGGAUGGGGAGAUUUUGUGUGCUGCUCCGUAUUCUCAGCUGCUGGAAUCGAGCAAAGAGUUUCAGGAUCUUAUCCAUGCUCACAGAGAAACUGCUGGUGCUGAAGGGCUCUCCGAGCUGACUGAGAGGCGAACGAGUGAUGCUUCCUCAAGAGAGAUUCGUAGGAGUUACACUGAGCAGAAGGCGCCAGCGGCUGGGGUUGAUCAGUUGAUAAAGAAAGAAGAGAGGGAGGUCGGAGAUACUGGAUUCAAGCCGUAUCUCCUGUAUCUAAAGCAGAACAAGGGAUUCUUGACGUUUGGCGUGGCUGCUCUCUGUCAUUUAUCGUUUGUCGUUGGUCAAAUACUGCAAAACUCAUGGAUGGCAGCAAAUGUUGAUGAUCCAAAUUUUGACAGCUUGAGAUUGAUCCUCGUAUACUUGCUGAUCGGAUUCGUCUCAACAGUGAUUCUCCUUGGUAGAACUCUAGCUACCGUUGUCAUGGGUCUGCAGUCGUCACAAGCAUUGUUUUCACAACUGCUGAUAUCUUUGUUCCGUGCACCAAUGGCGUUUUAUGACUCUACGCCUUUGGGACGAAUACUGAGCCGGGUCUCUGCUGAUAUGAGUAUAGUUGAUCUUGAUCUCCCCUUCAACUUCAUAUUCACGGUUGGAUCGACUACGAAUUGUUAUGCUAACCUUGCUGUUUUAGCCAUUAUAACAUGGCAAGUUUUGUUUGUUUCCAUACCAAUGAUCAUUCUUGCUAUUCGACUACAGAGCUACUACUACUGCUCGGCUAAAGAGCUGAUGAGGAUCAACGGGACGACAAAAUCUCUUGUAGCUAACCAUCUUGCUGAAUCUGUAGCUGGGGUCACCACUAUACGAGCUUUCAACGAGGAAGACCGGUUCUUUGCAAAGAAUCUUGAACUGAUCGACACAAAUGGCAGUCCUUACUUCAACUACUUUUCCGCGAACGAGUGGCUGAUUCAGAGGCUGGAAAUCCUUAGUGCAACAGUUCUCUCCUUUGCAGGGCUUUGUAUGGUUUUACUACCUACCGGAACUUUCAGCUCCGGAUUCAUUGGAAUGGCUUUGUCAUAUGGUCUCUCACUAAAUAUGUCCCUCGUGUUCUCCAUUAACAACCAGUGUAUGUUGUCGAACUACAUCAUUUCUGUGGAGCGGCUCGACCAGUAUAUGCACAUACCUAGUGAGGCACAGGAGGUGGUAGAAGAGAGCCGACCCCCGACCAAUUGGCCGAGUGAGGGUAGAGUAGAGAUUCAUGACCUAAAGAUCAGAUAUAGAGCAGAUGCACCACUUGUUUUACGCGGGAUCAGCUGCACGUUCGAGGGAGGAGAUAAGAUUGGCAUUGUUGGUAGAACUGGCAGUGGGAAAACUACUCUCAUCAGCGCCCUCUUCCGUCUGGUGGAGCCAGCGGGAGGGAGGAUCGUGGUGGAUGGAAUUGAUAUCUCGACAAUCGGCCUUCACGACUUGAGGUCUCACUUUGGGAUCAUACCUCAAGACCCUACUCUCUUCACUGGCACUGUUAGAUACAAUUUGGAUCCAUUAGGCCAGCAUAGUGACAUGGAAAUAUGGGAGGUUUUAGGGAAGUGUCAGCUCAAAGAGGUUGUUCAAGAAAAAGAAGAGGGGCUAAAUGCACCUGUUGUGGAAGAUGGAUCGAAUUGGAGUAUGGGGCAGCGUCAGCUGUUCUGUUUGGGACGCGCGCUGUUGAGACGGAGCAAGGUUCUGGUACUAGACGAAGCAACUGCUUCGAUUGACAAUGCAACCGACACAAUCUUGCAGAAGACUAUAAGGACUGAGUUUGCAGAUUGCACGGUGAUCACCGUGGCUCACAGAAUCCCCACGGUGAUGGACUCAACGAUGGUUCUCGCCAUCAGCGAUGGGAAAUUGGUGGAGUAUGAUGAACCAAUGAAGCUGAUGAAGAGAGAAGGUUCAUUGUUUGGUCAGCUAGUGAAGGAGUAUUGGUCACAUAAUAAUCAGGCUGUACAAUCACAGUAAAUCCAACUGCACAAGUUGAGAUGAUUAAUUUGAUCCAUGAUUGUGAAACAACUCUAGUCCUGACAUGUUAUCAAGUAGUAGAAUAUGAAUCUGGGGGCUCAAUAUUCAUUAUUCUCAAAUGCAACAUAUUUGUAAAACAUGAAUAUGUCCAUAACCUUGAUGGCUAGAAUGAUUGCACCAUGUUUUGAUGUA
Molecule: messenger RNA, 4967 nt
Organism: Salvia hispanica
Lineage: Eukaryota; Viridiplantae; Streptophyta; Magnoliopsida; Lamiales; Lamiaceae
Gene: ABCC10
Product: multidrug resistance-associated protein 14
Biological process (GO): transmembrane transport
Cellular component (GO): membrane
Molecular function (GO): ABC-type transporter activity; ATP binding; ATP hydrolysis activity
Source: RefSeq, a predicted model, not a curated record